UCGUCUCUCUCUAAUAAAUGGAUAUCACAUCCGCAUUCGUUCUACUGCCAUCUCCUUCUCGCUUUUGCGAGUUGCGACGCGAGAGAUCAGAAAGAUAGAAAAUGGCGCAGUACAUUGGGAAGGGAGAUGAUCAAAUUGUAAAAGGAGAGGAGUUUGAGAAGAAAGCAGAGAAGAAGAUCGGUAGCUGGAAUUUGUUCGGCAAUAAAUACGAAGAUGCCGCAGAUUUAUACGAAAAAGCUGCGACGCUCUACAAAUUGGCUAAAUCAUGGGAUAAAGCAGGAUCUAUAUAUCUCAAAAUGGCUGAUUGUCACUUGAAGGCAGAAAGCAAGCAUGAAGCUGCUUCAGCAUAUGCAAAUGCUGCUAGCUGUUACAAAAAAGUUUCUCCUCAAGAGGCUAUUUCAUGUUUAAAUCAGGCAGCCAAUAGCUUUAUGGAAAUUGGCAGGCUUAAUAUGUGCGCAAGAUAUUACAAGGAAAUUGCAGAGAUGUAUGAACAUGAACAAUACUUUGAGCAGGCUAUUAUUUUCUUUGAACGUUCUGCUGAUUUUUUCCAAAGUGAAGAGUCAUCAUCUGCUGCAAAUCAAUGCAAACUGAAAGUUGCACAGUUUGCUGCUCAGUUAGAAGAUUAUACAAAAGCUAUUGCAAUUUAUGAAGAAAUAGCACGGCAAUCAGUGAACAAUAAUCUUCUCAAAUACAGUGUGAAGGGGUAUCUCCUGAAUGCUGGCCUUUGCCAACUUUGUAGGGGUGAUGCUGUUGCAAUCAUGAAUUCAUUGGAGCGAUAUCAGGAAUUGGAGCCCACUUUUUCUGGAACACGUGAAUACAAGUUUUUGUCUGAUCUUUCUGCUUCAAUCGAAGAGGAAGAUGUUGCAAAAUUCACUGAUAUUGUCAAGGAAUUUGAUAGCAUUACAGCACUGGAUUCUUGGAAAACCACUAUUCUGUUGAGAGUAAAGCAAUCCCUGAAGGCAAGGGAAUUGGAAGAGGACGAUCUUACUUGAAUUCUUUGUUAUCCACUAUCUAAUUUUGGGUUUGUAUCCACUAAUUAGUUACUGGUUAGCCAGACUUGCAUCCCUUUAUAGUCCUAAUUUGUGUUGUAAUUGGUUUUGGGUUCUAAGGAGAGACUUUUAUUGCUUGGAUUUAUGUGCAUAAACUAGUAUUUUCCUAUUCCCUCCCUAAGUUGGCUCUUUAAUUGUUCAUUGCGUCAAUAUCGUAUUUUUAAGAAAAUAAGAGCUAACUUGAUUGAAUGUGAAGUGUAGUUGGCGAGUGUUGGUGAUUGGAAUGGAGUGAAGGUUUGCUUAUCUGUUA
This is a messenger RNA of Nelumbo nucifera (sacred lotus), 1299 nucleotides long. Its product is annotated as alpha-soluble NSF attachment protein 2. NCBI's taxonomy places the organism in Eukaryota, Viridiplantae, Streptophyta, Magnoliopsida, Proteales, Nelumbonaceae. Gene Ontology annotation, molecular function: soluble NSF attachment protein activity; syntaxin binding. Gene Ontology annotation, cellular component: vacuolar membrane; SNARE complex. The record is from RefSeq and is a predicted model, not a curated record. Gene Ontology annotation, biological process: SNARE complex disassembly; intracellular protein transport.